ACCAAUGGUUGCGUUUUGUGACCUCUCUGAACUGUGGCGGAUUCGGUGCCAUCCCGCUUGGUUGUCCCCUAGCGGAGGAAACCGGGCCUGCAGCGAGAAAGUGAAAAUAAGGAUGAGCGCCAUGUCUGAUCCUCCGCCUGUGGAAUAAAGCGGACGGCGGAGCAGAGACUUCCCAGGCCGGGGAUCCGGUCGGGGCUCGCUGUGAAUUAUGGCCGACAGCGCUGGAAUUCAGCAGGGAUCGCCGGCCAUCGGAGCCGCGGGCCUGGUUCCGGCCGCUCCUGGCGCCGGGGGGACGGAGGGCUCUGGCGCCGCUGGAGGAUCUGCACGUAUCGCUGUGAAGAAGGCGCAACUCCGCUCCUCGCCUCGGCCGAAGAAACUGGAAAAGCUCGGCGUGUAUUCAUCCUGCAAAGCCGAGGGAGCCUGCAAGUGCAAUGGCUGGAAAAGCCAGAACCCCCCUCCGACCCCGCCCCGGACGGACCAGCAGGCCAACGCCGUCAACCUGCAGGAGCCCUGCCGCAGCUGCUCGCACACACUGGGUGACCACGUGACCCAUCUGGAAAACGUCUCCGAGGAGGAGGUGAACAGGCUUCUCGGCAUAGUCCUGGACGUGGAGUAUCUCUACACGUGCGUUCACAAGGAAGAAGAUGCCGACACUAAGCAGGUCUACUUCUCCCUCUUCAAACUGCUGCGGAAAUCCAUCCUGCAGAUGGGCAAACCCAUGCUGGAGGCACAGGAGAGUCCUCCGUUUGAAAGACCCAGCAUUGAGCAGGGCGUGAAUAACUUCGUCCAGUACAAAUUCAGCCACCUUCCGUCCAAGGAGCGUCAGACAAUCGUGGAGCUGGCCAAGAUGUUCCUCAACCAGAUCAACUACUGGCAGCUGGAGACGCCGUCGCAGCGGCGCCAGCGCGUGCCCACCGACGACGCCGCCGGGUACAAGGCCAGCUACACCAGGUGGCUGUGCUACUGCAACGUGCCCCAGUUCUGCGACAGCCUCCCGCGCUACGACACCACGCAGAUCUUCGGCCGCACGCUGCUGCGCGCGGUCUUCACCGUGAUGAGGAAGCAGCUCCUGGAGCAGGCCAGGCAGGAGAAGGACAAGCUGCCGCCCGAGAAACGCACGCUGAUUCUCACGCACUUUCCUAAGUUCUUGUCCAUGCUGGAGGAGGAGGUGUACAGUCACAGUUCUCCAAUCUGGAGCCAAGACUUUUUGGCAGGAGUGUCAGGAGGCCAGAUACCGAUCCACACAGUGAUCAGCCCGCCCGCCGUGGCCAGGCAGCUGUACUACAGCACCAGCCCUGUGUCCGUGGACCCGUCCACCUGCGGCAGCGUCAGUCCUGCCAGGAAGUCCGCUUCCGCUCCGGAGCCGAGUCAAGUUGGGGAGAAGCGUAAACCUCCAGAGCCUCUUCCUUACGAGGAGAACAAGAGACCCAGGGUGGUGGGUGACAUCCCAAUGGAACUCAUCAAUGAGGUCAUGGCAACCAUUGCUGACCCCGCCGCCAUUCCUGAGGGUCCGAUCGUUCCUCCCGUGCAGACCAGCCUGCUGUCUGCGCACUCGGCGCGGGACGAGGCCGCCCGCCUCGAGGAGCGCAGGGGCGUGAUCGAAUUCCACGUCAUCGGCAACUCCCUGAACCAGAAGCCCAACAAGAGGAUCCUGAUGUGGCUCGUGGGCCUCCAGAACGUCUUCUCCCACCAGCUGCCCCGCAUGCCCAAGGAGUACAUCACGCGGCUGGUGUUCGACCCCAAACACAAGACCCUGUCGCUCAUCAAAGACGGCCGCGUGAUCGGGGGGAUCUGCUUCCGGAUGUUCCCGUCGCAGGGCUUCACGGAGAUCGUCUUCUGCGCCGUCACCUCCAACGAGCAGGUCAAGGGCUACGGGACGCAUUUGAUGAACCACCUGAAGGAAUACCACAUUAAACACGAGAUCCUCAACUUCCUCACGUACGCGGAUGAGUACGCCAUUGGCUACUUCAAAAAACAGGGUUUCUCCAAAGACAUCAAAGUCCCCAAGGCCAAGUAUGUGGGCUACAUCAAGGACUACGAGGGAGCGACGCUCAUGGGCUGUGAACUCAACCCCAGCAUCCCCUACACAGAGUUCUCUGUCAUCAUAAAGAAGCAGAAGGAGAUCAUCAAGAAGUUGAUUGAGAGGAAGCAGGCUCAGAUCCGAAAAGUCUAUCCAGGACUUUCCUGUUUUAAGGAAGGAGUCCGGCAGAUUCCCAUUGAAAGCAUUCCUGGAAUACGUACGUCAGCUACACCACUGACUGUACAGCAUGCACAAAGUGAGACUGGCUGGAAACCUAUCGGUAAAGGGAAGGAGCUGAAGGACCCAGAUCAGCUGUACAGCACCCUUAAGACCAUCCUUCAGCAUGUGAAGAGCCAUCCGAACGCCUGGCCUUUCAUGGAACCUGUGAAGAAAACAGAGGCGCCCGGGUACUACCAGGUCAUUCGCUUCCCCAUGGAUCUAAAGACAAUGAGUGAGCGCCUGAAGAGCAGGUACUACACGACACGCAAGCUGUUCAUGGCCGACAUGCAGCGCAUCUUCACUAACUGUCGGGAAUACAACCCUCCAGAGAGCGAGUACUACAAGUGUGCCAACCUACUGGAGAAGUUCUUCUACACAAAGAUCAAGGAAGCAGGGCUCAUCGAGAAGUAGACACGAGGAGGAAGAGCGUUCUCACACUAUAAAAGGUUUAGAUAGGGGUAAAUAAAGAGCUAAGUGCAUGGGCAGCCGUAGUAUAGGACUACUGAUUCUACAGUGGCUAGGAUUCAAAGUAAAAGGUGCACACCGGUCUCUGAUCAGCACUUUCUUUAAGUUUGAUGCAUGAUGGAAUCAGUAGCAGAGAGAGAUAGUUACGGUGAAGUAAAGACAGCAAGGCAAGGCUUCACUGUAGAGCUGUGACACUCACUCUAAAAGAGAACAAGUCUGCCGCCAUAUUUCCUCACAUAUCCCAGGGCCCUGUGGACAGAGAACACAGUGGAAGGUGAUAAUAGGCGAUAAACAGGGCGAGACGCUUGUUAUUUUUGUUAGACUGGAGAUUCACCACACACCUUACUUUCUUUUGCUCGGCCUCGUCUCUUAUUUCCUCUGAUACGUUCUACCACUGCCUUUUUGAGCAUCUGCCUCCUCUCAGUCGACUCAGGUAGAGACGUCAUGAGCAGUCACCCCAUCUGCUGUGUGUUAAGUCGAGUGUUACCUGUGAGGAAUGUGACCGAGGGCCGUUUUUCCUGUCUACACAGCUGUUCCUGUGAGCGUGAGCUCACUGUUAGAGGUCAAAGUUUGUCUGUGAUGAGUUCAUCCUGCCAAAAGAGGAACACACACUUUAAAUUUGUACAGAUUUGAAUUAUUUUGAAGCACUUAUACAAAAUACUGUAUAUUUUAAAUGUUUAUAUAACAUAUAUUUUCUGUUUCAAAACUAAAAAUAAUCUUUUUUUGUUUUAAUGAGCCACGUAGGGCAGUUUGACUUUCAAAAUGCACUUUUAUUUUUCCAAGCAUCUGUAAACAUAAAUCAGAGCGUCAUCAUCAGACUUGGUUUUACAUAUAAAGUAUCACUGUUGACUUAGGACUAAUUUAAUUGUCUAGAGUUAAUUUUAUUUAUGUGCUGUAAUUUAAAAGAAUUAUGCUUAACACAAGGUCUUAAUUUAUUUUUUCUUAUUUUUGUCCUGCAUAUGGAGAUUGAGAACUUUAUACUUUGGAGAUAAAUGAGAAGCUUGUGCAAUACUAUGUAGUUUUGCUGUUUUGUAAAAAGGUGUUUGUACUUUUCAAACUUUAGAAAAAAAUACAUUUUGUAAUAUGUAUGAAAAUGAUUUCAUGCUCUUUGUACACUUGGUUUUAAUGAUGUAGUAUUAGCCUAUUUUAUAGACGAAUAAAAUACAAGUGAAGCUGUA
This is a messenger RNA of Betta splendens (Siamese fighting fish), 3882 nucleotides long. RefSeq names its product K(lysine) acetyltransferase 2B (gene kat2b). Gene Ontology annotation, cellular component: histone acetyltransferase complex; nucleus. The record is from RefSeq and is a predicted model, not a curated record. NCBI's taxonomy places the organism in Eukaryota, Metazoa, Chordata, Actinopteri, Anabantiformes, Osphronemidae. Gene Ontology annotation, molecular function: histone H3 acetyltransferase activity; protein binding. The transcript is spliced from 18 exons. Bases 209 to 2650 code for a protein of 813 amino acids. Gene Ontology annotation, biological process: positive regulation of transcription by RNA polymerase II; chromatin remodeling.